UGUUCAUCAUUUUAACCUAAAAAUACUUUUGUAGUUUUACUUGAGGCGCUUUUUUUUUGCAGCUGCGUCUCGUAUUUCCAUAAUGACCAACAACGAAUCAGAGUCCGCUAGCUCGAGUCGAGCAAGCGGCAGCGCUUCAACAUCUGCCAACAAAGUGGAAAUUACAGAGAAAGUGCGAGUUCUUUGCCUGCACGGAUACCGGCAAGAUGCGGACUCAUUUAAAAGUAAACUUGGCUCCUUUCGCAAAUUCGUCGGUAAAUACGCCGAGUUUGUGUUUAUAUCUGCCCCGCACGUAGCAGCGCCCUUGGACCCAUCGACAGAGCCGGUGGAGCAGCAGCGCAGUUGGUGGGCCAACAAAGAUGAUGGCACAUUUAAGGGUACCAAUAGAAGUGGUCCGGCAUUAGGCUUCCAAGAGAGUUUACGCUACGUCGAAGAUGUCUGGAAGACACAGGGGCCCUUUCAAGGACUUCUAGGUUUCUCGCAAGGCGCUUGCUUUGUGGGACUCAUAUGUGGUCUAGCCAAAAAGAAAUUGACCUCCAUUCGACCUGAAUUCGCUGUCCUCAGCUCUGGCUUCAUUUCUGGUAGCUUGGUGCAUAUGAGCGCAUACGAAGAACGCAUCACAAUCCCCACUUUACACAUUUAUGGCUUGACAGACGAAAUCAUUCCCAAAGAGAUGAGCGAAUCACUAGCAGCUCACUUCAGAAAUGUGGAAGUGCUCGAGCAUAGCGGCGGCCAUUAUUUCCCAGCAACGGCACAGCAGAAACAGACGUACAUCAACUUCUUCCAGGACAGGUUGCAAGAGUACUUGGAGCACUUGGAGCUGCAGCAGAGCAGCAACGCCUCGUUCAUAGAUAGCGCCGAGGAGGACGAUGGAACGGCGACGGAUGCCAACGAUGCAGAAGUGGCCGCUGUGACGGCAGCCGCCGGAUCGGGAAUGGAUGAUAGUGAUUAGUAAUGUAGAUUUUUUUCUUUUUAAUAAUAAUUAAAUCUUAUUAUUACAAUAAUAAUAAUAAUCAUAAUUUGAUUAUAAAUUAUAAUAAAUUUAAAUCCCAAUAUUUUAAAUAUUCACCAUUUGCUCAAUUAUCAAUUGUUAUAAGCUAUUUCAAUUGUGACUUUCAUUUCAUAAAUUUCCAUUUAAAUUUUGUGUAGUAUCUAUUUUCUCUUAGACAAAUUCGUACAAAUUCC
Molecule: messenger RNA, 1185 nt
Organism: Drosophila navojoa
Lineage: Eukaryota; Metazoa; Arthropoda; Insecta; Diptera; Drosophilidae
Product: esterase GA18864
Biological process (GO): response to retinoic acid
Cellular component (GO): nucleus; cytoplasm
Molecular function (GO): hydrolase activity
Source: RefSeq, a predicted model, not a curated record